Molecule: messenger RNA, 841 nt
Organism: Eurypyga helias (sunbittern)
Lineage: Eukaryota; Metazoa; Chordata; Aves; Eurypygiformes; Eurypygidae
Product: estrogen receptor
Exons: 2
Coding region: 203-841 (212 amino acids)
Biological process (GO): regulation of DNA-templated transcription; steroid hormone receptor signaling pathway
Cellular component (GO): nucleus
Molecular function (GO): zinc ion binding; DNA-binding transcription factor activity; sequence-specific DNA binding
Source: RefSeq, a predicted model, not a curated record
UUUUCAGUGCUCACUCUGCAUUUGUUUGUAUCCUCCUCCUUGCUGAGAUUAGAGGAAUACCUGUGUAGUGCUGCUUUAUUAUGAUUUCUGCUGAGCGUCAGAAUAGGUUCUGGUAUUUUUUUUAGGUGGACUGCCAGCUGCCGAUCUCGCUGUUGACAGUAAAAGCAGAUAUGUUCCUUGCUCGCUGCCAUUAGCACUGACCAUGACCCUUCACACCAAAACCUCUGGAGUUACCCUGCUGCACCAGAUUCAAGGCACUGAACUGGAGACACUGAGCAGACCUCAGCUGAAGAUUCCCCUGGAAAGAUCACUCAGCGACAUGUACGUGGAGAGCAACAAGCCAGGAGUUUUUAACUACCCAGAAGGAGCCACUUACGACUUUGGUACUACGGCUCCAGUGUACAGCUCUACUACUCUCAGUUAUGCCCCUACUUCUGAAUCUUUUGGGUCCAGCAGCCUGGCAGGAUUUCACUCACUGAACAAUGUCCCACCAAGCCCAGUGGUGUUCUUGCAAACGGCACCCCAGCUCUCACCCUUCAUCCAUCAUCACAGCCAACAGGUACCCUAUUACCUUGAAAACGAUCAGGGCAGUUUUGGGAUGAGGGAAGCUGCUCCUCCAGCCUUCUACAGGCCAAGCUCAGAUAACAGGCGCCACAGCAUCCGGGAGAGGAUGUCCAAUACCAACGAGAAAGGGACCAUGUCCAUGGAGUCCACCAAGGAGACACGGUACUGUGCUGUCUGCAACGACUACGCUUCAGGCUACCAUUAUGGGGUCUGGUCGUGUGAGGGCUGCAAAGCUUUUUUCAAAAGGAGUAUUCAAGGUAAUAAAUUGUUCAAGUGA